This is a messenger RNA of Eupeodes corollae, 892 nucleotides long. Its product is annotated as serine protease snake-like. The record is from RefSeq and is a predicted model, not a curated record. The transcript is spliced from 6 exons. NCBI's taxonomy places the organism in Eukaryota, Metazoa, Arthropoda, Insecta, Diptera, Syrphidae. Gene Ontology annotation, molecular function: serine-type endopeptidase activity. Gene Ontology annotation, biological process: proteolysis. The coding region runs from base 14 to 844 and encodes 276 amino acids.
UUAAAGUCACACCAUGAGCUGCAAAACAUUGUCCGUGUUAUUUGUUCUUCAAAUUCUUUUAUUGUUUAUCCCUAACGUUGAUAAUCAAGACAUUGUGGGGGGGCUACCGGUGAAAUAUGGAGAGUUUCGUUAUAUGGCUGCCUUAGGUUGGUUAAAUGAAAAUGCAGGUCUGGACUUUCUUUGUGGUGGAGUGAUAAUAUCUGUUAGUUCUAGAUGGAUUCUAACCGCAGCACAUUGUACCCACAAAAAUGGGAAACAACCUGACUAUGCUUAUUUGGGAGGGCAGCCUCUUGACGAGUUCUCAUUCUCAGGCAAUUUAACAUAUACAGUCAAACAAGUAAUAGUUCAUCCAAAAUAUGAUCCAAAGCAGGCUUAUCAUGACAUUGCUCUUAUAGAAUUAUAUUACCGGUUUCCUGAAUACAUAGGAUUUGGUUCCAUUUGCGUUUGGCGCCGUCGAAAACUCACCAGCAAUGAAACUGUAGCUAUUGGCUAUGGACAAACCGAAUUUGCUGGAAAAACUUCGAAGGAACUACUAAAAGUCAACUUGAAAGUCUAUUCAAAUGAAAUCUGUCAACCUUUUUAUAAACGUCAAAGAAAAUAUAAAUCAGGUAUUUCGGAUAAGCAAAUCUGUGCUGGCGAUAAGGAAGAUACUAAAGACACAUGUCAAGGUGACUCUGGAGGACCGCUUCUUUUGAAUUAUAAUAAUGUGGAAUAUGUUGUUGGUAUUACAUCUACAGGACAAGCCUGCUCUGGAUAUCCACCAGCUAUUUAUACAAAAGUAUCUCCAUACAGAAGAUGGAUACGCAAGGCUUUAUAUAAGGUGGGAGGUCAUGUAAUAUGCUGACCCUCCAAUACACAAUCAAGAGACUUACUCGUAGGACGUUGUACAUAA